This is a messenger RNA of Aspergillus mulundensis, 573 nucleotides long. RefSeq lists its product as uncharacterized. The record is from RefSeq and is a predicted model, not a curated record. Lineage: Eukaryota; Fungi; Ascomycota; Eurotiomycetes; Eurotiales; Aspergillaceae. The coding region runs from base 1 to 573 and encodes 190 amino acids. The transcript has 3 exons.
AUGCCAUCCUCAACUUCCCCCCAUCCUGAUCAGCGAGGCGUCGAGCCGCAUCCUGCACCACCGCGCAACAUCAACGGCAACGUUGACUACGAGCCUCACCCCGAGAACUCCAUUUCCAUCUCACCAGAGCGAGCAGAGAUCCAAAGGCACAUUCUUUCUCUUUAUGCCGGAAGUGCCUCGAAAGACGAUAUGGAAGUUUACACCGAGCAGGCUAUCUACGACGACCCGUUCAGCUAUUGCGAUACGCGGUACAAAAUUGCAGGCCAGUGGUACGGUGUGCCCAAGCUGUUCUCCAAAUCCGAAACCAUAGCUACGGAAGUCACCUCAUCAACGGAGCAUGAACUUGCAUGGAAGCAGCGCCGGAAGUAUACGUUGGCGGGCAUCCAUGCGUCAAAAGUUGCAGAUAGUCUAGUCAGUUUGAAGCUGCAGAGAAGUGGGCCUGGGGAGAAGGUUGUUUAUCAUAAGGAUAUGUGGAAUGAGAAAGAUUAUUCUCAUGACGGGCUAGGCGCGGCCAUCAAGAAACUGCAUGGGGAUAAGUUGACGCAUGUCACAAAGCCCCCGGAGUCCGUUUAG